AUGAGGGAGCUGGAUCCCCUCGUGUCAGAAUAUCAGCAUGAAAAGCAUCGGCCCCGUGAGGCAGAAGCCCUGAUGACGCUGCGGAAGAUUGCUUCUAUGGUUAAGCCUAUUAUGCGCCAGCGGAUGUGGAGAGUUGGAACGCUGUGCGAAUUCUAUCCUUCAACCCCGAAUUUACUAGGCUUGAAUGUGAACUACGGGGAGAAGAUAUUUCAUGGCCCGCAUGACCAAAAAUUCCAUGCGUUAUGGAACCAACUACGCGAUGAACACGAGCAGCUACUUAGCAGGGGCUAUACCGGAGAAGGUUUCCUUUCAGAUGGCAAGCGGCUAGGUGGUUCACGGAUACCGAUGGACGAAGCCCGUAGGGUUGCACGAGCAGCUGCGGAAAAACGUCGCGUAUUGACUGUUGGCUCUGGCAAGAAACUAGGAGGCGCGCCGGUUCUACCAGGGACGGAUAUGCGGAGAGUCCUUGCCGAUGCAGCUGAGAGACGAACAGUAGUCACCAAGGGGUGUGCCAGUGGAACUACUGAAGGUGACAGGCUUGCAGACGAAGCUACUCGCAAUGGUUUCCGAACAAAGGCCGAAAUGGAUGAUGCAAACGAGAGAGCAAUUAUGGAGGCGUACAUUGAUCUCAUUCAACAGGAGGAGAAGGAGCAGUAUGGGAAUUCUUAUACGCCUCCUAGUUCAUCGAACCCUGCCGGCCCUCGGUCUCAACCACAAUACCCCACAAGUUCAUCCUCAACGGCCCUACCACAAAUAUUCUCCUCCGGACCUCCGCCGUCAGAUCUUACUUUUGGUUCAUCGACCUUGGAUAAAAACGAUCAAGAGCCGUGGACAUGUUCCAUGUGUACCUUCGUUAACCGACCUCUCUUCCUUUCUUGUGAGGUGUGCUCGACCGAACGUGGCCAGCGAACUAAUGCACCGCCUCCUCCCUCCAAGUCGAACCCCAAGCCAACCCCCGCCAAUGGGUUCACUAGGCCAGUAGCGGCCUCCUCCUCUGCAAGGGAUAGCAGGAUGAAGCCGCGAAAGUCCGCUAUUAAAGCUAUAAUUGACCUAGAGAAGAACGAACGACCGCCGUCAAAGCGGUCUCUUGGAUGGGUGUGUCAUUGUUGCGGCGCCUUUAUGGAAUCGCAAUGGUGGACAUGUUCUGCUUGCGGAACCAUGAAGCUAUCGGACUGA
Messenger RNA from Arthroderma uncinatum, 1176 nucleotides. Its product is annotated as zinc ion binding protein. The record is from RefSeq and is a predicted model, not a curated record. The transcript is spliced from 2 exons. Bases 1 to 1176 code for a protein of 391 amino acids. Lineage: Eukaryota; Fungi; Ascomycota; Eurotiomycetes; Onygenales; Arthrodermataceae.